UCUCUGACACAAUCAAGCUUCUCAUCGCCUUCGCAGCACCCUGGGGCGUAGUGUUUGAAUGUUCGCCAAGGGAUCUGUUUCCGUGAGGAAGUAUAGACGCAAUAAGUUGGCGACUUGCCAGGUUUCUUGAGUGAUUCUUUGCGUCGGAACACUUGCGUUAUGCCCGAGGAACAAUGUGCGAGGAGCUCUGGACACCAGGAACUCUCUCCGAUGCAAAGGUGCGCGACCCACUGUCUGCACUUGUUCGUCUGGGUUGCCGUGGUCGCGUACGCAAUGGUGCAUUUCGCCACCAGCGAAGUCAACACAAGCCUCCCGCAGAAGCUGAGCCAUGUCGUGGGUGGCACGCUCAUCCGGAGCCCGUACUACGGCGUCACAAGAUACUGGGACCUGACUGACCGGGAGUGGAGGGAGGGAAGGCACUUCCUCGUCACGGCCUGGCCCUGGCUUCUGCUGCACUCUGUCAUCGGUAGGGCACUCGCCCACCUGGUGCCGUCUCUGGUGCCCGGGUACCACGUGACCUACUCGCUGGUCUUCAUGUCCCUCAACUUUGGCUGGCACAGCGCCGCCCUCUUCGUCUUGGAACACGGAGUGUUCUUCGCCCUGUCCUGGAUCGGCGUUCCCGCGCUGUGCUACGUGGUGGCCAUGGCCAUGGUGACACACUACGAUGUGUUCAAGCUCGACUUCUUUGAGGUGAGUGGACCGGUCUCGGGUCGGGCCAGUAUAACACCGAGGUGGGUCACCGUCAACACGCGGCAGUCGGGAGAUUUCGAGGGGCCUGUCAGAACGGCUCUAGAAACAAGUGUUUGA
Dermacentor albipictus is the source of this 807-nucleotide messenger RNA. The record is from RefSeq and is a predicted model, not a curated record. Lineage: Eukaryota; Metazoa; Arthropoda; Arachnida; Ixodida; Ixodidae.